This is a messenger RNA of Brassica rapa (field mustard), 2158 nucleotides long. RefSeq lists its product as uncharacterized. Lineage: Eukaryota; Viridiplantae; Streptophyta; Magnoliopsida; Brassicales; Brassicaceae. The record is from RefSeq and is a predicted model, not a curated record.
CCCUAAACCGAUCAAAAAUUCUUCGUUGUUGAUAUGGGAGGAGGUGGUGAUGCGUUAGCGUUAAAAAAGCGGACGUUAGUUUGGUGGGACAUGAACUCGUGUCCGGUUCCGGACGGGGUUGAGCCUGGUCGUGUCCGUGCGUGUAUAGAAUCUGCGUUGGAGAAGGAGAUGGGUCGUCGUUCUCAAGUCACCAUCUUUGCGAUUGGCAACCUAGAAUACAUCUCUAGUGCAUGGCGCUAGAAUCUGCGUUGGAGAAGGCCAUCACGAUUCGAUCGACACUUAGCAUGGCGCUAACCUUGGAGUUCUCUACACUCAAGGUUCUCUCCGACAGUUUAACGUUCGCAAGAGCUAUCUCCGGCAACAUCCAGUCAAAAAAAAUCAUCGGAAUUGUGAAAAGCAUCCGAGCGAUCUCCUCUGGUUUUGCAACAAUUUCUUUCUAUCAUGUUUCUAAAUCGGACAACUUUGUUGCCGAUAGUUUAGCAAAAAGGCUCUCCAAACCUUUUUCUCUUUAUAACGAACAUCAUGAUUUGGGCCAUCGUUUUGGACUCAUCUCUUCUUCUUAGUUUUCUAAUGAAUUAUUCAGUGACAAAAAAAAAAAAAAAAAAACAUCUCUAGUGCCCUCUUGGAAGAGAUCUAUUCCUCUGGAAUCUUUCUUAUUCACGCCCCCUGCGGUAUUAAAAUACUCUUCUAUUUUAUAUUUAAUCUCUCUCUCUGGAAUAUAUCGAUUUUGUUUAGUCAGAGGAGGAGUCUCAUCGUAUCGUAUCGUAAUUUAAUUUAAUUUCUAGGUGGGAGCAGCUUUGGAUGUCUUCUUUGCGAGUGGUAUGAGCCGGGGGCCACCGUCAUGCUGAUAUCCUGUGAUUAUUCAAUGGUUAAUAAUCCUUUACUUUUUGGGAUUACUGGCUCCUCUGCUUUUUGUGCAUAUCCAGAAGAUUAUCGGGCACCUAUCUUUGAUUACAAUGUGUUUGCCAAAGAGUUUGUCUGGGAAACUUUAUUGAAAGACAACAUGACUACAUGUGGUGAGAUGAUGAUGAUCGUGAACAACCUCCUCCUCUCUGCAUUUGCGACAUAUGCCUGGAGACUUUCCAAAUAUGUGGCGAAUUCAUCACUCAUCUCAAAGAGUGAAGAACACAUAGAGGAGUUGUUUGGAAUUGUCCCCAGAGACCCCGACUCAGUCGCUGAGGCUAGAUAUUUUUGCCAAGUUUGCAAAUAUCCCGCCUACAACGAUUAUAACUUGUUCCUCCAUAACGAAAGUGAAGAACAUAAUCGCAAGAAUCUGGCUGAGAAAAUGGCUCAAGAUGAGGAUUGCGAGAGCAGGAAGAGAAAUCCACAAAUGGAUCUCUUUUACGAGAGAAACAAGAAGAGGUAGUAUAUUGAUAAAUAUGUAAUGUAUACAACAAACCAAAUCUAUACAUAUUUUAUGAUAUAAUUAUUUAUUACAGUCCUUUGUUCUACCCCUAAAAUAUUUGUUUGUUUUCGUUUAAUUAAUACUUUUAUCGAUUAAAAUGAAAAUCUCAAUCCUGUUGCUUUAUGCAAACCACAUUCCCUCUUUGAAAAUUAUGUGAGUGUGAGAGAGAAGCCUUUACAUUAUCUCUUUAGGAAACUGUAGGGGAAGGAAACCAAGAAACUAUUAUUGUGUCUCUCCCUGGGAGACAAGAACACUGAAAACUAAAGCAAGAAACCGCUUAUCAGUUAUAGAUAGUUUAAAUGGUGAAGUUUACUAUGAAGAAAAUCAAAUAGUGGACAACAUAGCCAAAUGAGAUUGGCCUAAUGACUGCUUCCUCAAAGACCUAAUUGAGUAUAAGAGAUACAUCAACCGUAAUUGAGCAUCUUCUUCCUCAAAGACGACUAUUGGAGUGUAGAUAUGGUACGCUGGAGCUACCUUGGCAAUGUCCACAUUGUUUGGAGUCACCUACACAGACCACAACAGUUAGAUGGGACCCAAAACUUUGGUAAACUGUAAAAAAGUCUUGGAUUUGAGAGUUUCUCUUUCAUAACUUGCUCGAGGAUAGAUACAGCGAUUGUCUCGCUUCUGCAAGGGAAGAUAAUUGUGAAAUCAAAACAAACAUGCUAAUCUCUAACUAUCAUAAUUUAUGUUUUAUUUGAUUAUUAAAAGAAAAAUAAAAAAGUAGUAAUAUCAUAAUAUUAUUAUAUAAAUAUA